This is a messenger RNA of Paramecium sonneborni, 1647 nucleotides long. NCBI's taxonomy places the organism in Eukaryota, Ciliophora, Oligohymenophorea, Peniculida, Parameciidae. The record is from the annotation of a GenBank genome assembly.
AUGAUGCAAUAUCGUGUAUUAAAUGCUGAGUUCUAGAUAAAUAUUGGAUACACAUUUUAACUAAAUUUAUAUAUGAGAGUUGGUAUUAAUUUGCAUUAGAAAACUUUGCAACAUACUAAAUGUCCCUUCUUAAAGACAUUCAAUAUAAAUAUGACAUCAGAGCAGGCUAUAACUAAAUAUACAAAAUUUUGCCCUUAUCUUCAUUAUAAAGAAAUGAAGUAAAUAUAAAUAAGAUUUCUAGAUCUGAGACGAAGAAGUGUCCUAUUGAUCAUAGCUAAUUUUACAGUAACUAAUUCAAAGGGGUGAUUCAGUAAAUUAAAGAUGAAGGACGAUAUAGAGAAUUCAAGAGUUUGUUACGAACAAAUGGUGAAUUCCCAAGAGCUAUCAAUAAGACUCCUGCUGGUGACUAACCAAUAACAUUGUGGUGUAGCAAUGAUUAUUUAGGUAAGGAUAUUAAACUAAAAAUAAUAGGAAUGUCUUAAAAUCCAAUGGUAACAUAAGCCACUAAAAAUGCUAUUGAUCUAACAGGAAUAGGUGCAGGAGGAACUCGUAAUAUUGGAGGUACAAGCAUUUACCAUGUUGAAUUGGAGAGAGAACUAGCUGAUUUACAUAGAAAAGAUAGUGCAUUAGUUAUGAACAGUGGCUAUGUUGCCAAUAUGGCCACAUUGGAUACACUCGGUAAAGUUUUAAAGGAUGUGACAUUCUUAAGUGAUGCUAAGAAUCAUGCUUCAUUAAUCGAAGGAAUGAGAGCAACUAAAAAAGAUAGAAUCAUUUUUAAACAUAAUGAUUAUUAAGAUUUGGAAUAAAAAUUAAAAUAAUUAGGUAUUUUUAUAUUGUAUAAAAUUAGAUAUUUAAUAAAACAAAGUCAUAGUAUUUGAAUCUGUUUAUUCUAUGAAUGGUACUGUAGCACCUAUCUAAUAAUUUAUUAAUCUAGCCAAAAAGUAUAAUGCUCUUACUCUUAUUGAUGAAGUUCAUGCUGUUGGUAUGUAUGGUGAAAGAGGAGCAGGAGUUACUGAAAAAUUAGGAUUAUAAAAAGAUAUUGAUAUUGUCACUGGAACCUUGGGUAAAGCCUUUGGAUGUUCAGGAGGAUAUGUAUCAGCAAACACAGAAAUUGUUGAUUCUAUCAGAAGUACAGCUAGUAAUUUCAUAUUCUCAACCUCUAUGUCUCCAAUCAUUGCAGCAGCUUGUUUGGAGUCUGUCAAAUAUUUGAAGACGCAUCCAGAAAUUAGAGAAAGACAUUAAUAUGUAGCUUCUCUUAUUAAAGCUAAACUCAAAAGUAAAGGAAUACCAGCACUCAAUAGUGCAUCUCAUAUAGUUCCAGUUUUUAUUGGAGAUCCUCUAUUGUGUAAGGAAGCUUCUGAAAAACUACUUAACGAAUAUAACAUCUAUAUUUAACCUAUAAAUUAUCCAACUGUUCCUAGAGGGUAAUAUUAUGUAUUUAAAUUUUUAGAUAAGAGAUACUUCGUAUUUCUCCAACUCCAUUACAUACAGAAGAAAUGAUUGAUGAGUUGGUCGAUUCUAUCGAGUGUGUAUUUAAGAGUCUAAAUUUAAAAAUGGAAUCUUAAUACACAGCAGAAUAAAGAGCUAUUUUCUAAUGAUAGUAAAUUAUUUCCAUUAAAAUAAAACACAAAAAUAAUACUUAUCCCC